Oryzias latipes (Japanese medaka) is the source of this 2219-nucleotide messenger RNA. It is a transcript of the gene mreg, whose product is annotated as melanoregulin. The record is from RefSeq and is a predicted model, not a curated record. Gene Ontology annotation, cellular component: melanosome. Lineage: Eukaryota; Metazoa; Chordata; Actinopteri; Beloniformes; Adrianichthyidae. Gene Ontology annotation, biological process: melanosome transport.
UUGUCCUCGGGGCAAAACCCAAUGCCAAACACAGGAGAGGCUGCGACUCACAUGACUGUGCUGUGACUGUCUUCUGAGGCUCUGCGUGUGUGAAAAGUUUUCCUUUUUUAAUCAGAGUGGUAGCGCUUCUGUGCUCUCAUUGUCCUCCACACAGAGCUCAGAAGCUGCCAUCAGCCUGUGCAGAGUCUCCGUCUGGCCCGGGUCUGUCUCAUCAUUGAUCAGGAUGUGGAGCCGUGGGAGAACGAUGGAAAAUGAGAAGUUGAAGAUUAGGCUUUGAAGUAGAUCUUUGCAGAGGAUCCCAUCAAAGUUUGAAAAAGCAAGGAAGGUGCUCCGCUCUUCAAAGACUCUGGAUUAUCCAGCGCUGUGAGAAGCUGCUGACUGUAACAGAUGGGUUCUGCCGUCAAGAGGUUCUGUAUGCAGUUCUGCUGCUGCUGCUGCGCUGGCGAUGAGGAUGAUGACGAUGAGAAGCAGCCACUAGUAACUCCAGAUCCGUUGGAUUAUUUCACGCGUGAAGUCCAAAAGCGGCGAGAUGAAGAGACCAAUCUGUGGAGUGAACCCGGAGAUCCCAGCCACUCUGAGAGAGCCGACGACCGGACCCUGUACACCCUGCUGCAGGCCAGGAACAAGACCCGCAUGGGAUCCACGGGGUACCGUCGUCUGAGUGUUGACAUAGAGGCCAUGAGAGAUGUACGCAGAGAAGUCCGAGACAAAUGGAAAACCAUUCUGGAGAAUCUAGGUUUCAUGGCUGAGGCAGACUCUCUGCUGACGGUGUCUGCCGGGGCCUCACUUGACCGCAUGCGGAACGCCCCGGCAGCACGAGCCAUGCUUCAAUCUCUGCACUCGGAGACCUCCAUCUUCUGCACCAGGGAGCCUCCUCCAGAGAGAUAUCUUUUCAUCCUGGAUCGUCUCGUCUACCUCGAUAUUGCGGAUGACUUUUUAGCAAAGGCAAAGCGCUUCUAUCCUCCAAAGGAGGACUCCGACGAGGAGACACCCGGCCUCUCCAUAAACCUGCCGCUACUGCUGGCCAGGGUGGAAGCCUUGAAUGGAGGCGGCGAUGAAGACGAGAGCGAGAAGGAUGACGAGAACUUGAGUGACUGAUCCUGAAAUCUGCAGUGAUAACAGACAGGAGGCAGGGGGCAGUAUAAGUCAACCCAGAAUGCUGCCUUUUAUAUGCCGUGCUGCAAUUUCAGCUGAAUGUUUUGCUCCUUUUUUUCCCCCACGCACAGCUUGAAUCUUCACUGUUUUGUCCGGCUCCGAUCUAAAAGGUCGCUUUGGUUCCAUAAAGUCAAAGAUUUUCUUUUUCUUCACAAAGGAAUUUCCAGCCUGUUCUUUGUUCUGCGAACCUUCAGGGUAAAAAUGUUCUUUUCGGGACAGCCCUGAUAUCAUGUCCUGUGAUUAUCAGCACUUUUUCACUUAAGCACAUGAUCAGACCCAGCGGUGCAGAAACAGCCCUCUAAUCUGAUGUCAUCACUUGUUGUUUUUUUUUUUUUUAUUUACAAGUAAGAGUGUCUAAUUAAGAAUAGUCUUGCCAACUUGGAGAAUGGAUCAUGAAAAUGUGUGCACUUUGGAAUGGUUUGUUAAGAGACUGAAAUGACCCUCAAGUGAUACAGAUUAAGUGUUUUUUUUUUUUUUUUUUUUUUGUCUUCUAGCAGGGCAAACACUGAAAUGAGUGUGGAGGUUUGUGUUCUGACUGAAAUAAAGUUUCUGCCUUAAAGCAUGUCACAUGCUGUGGAAAAGUUUGCAGUCACUCAAAGUUGACAUGCCUGACAGGGAGGUUUCCCUCAAAAUUAUAUGAAAUGCUGAGCAGAAUGGAACCUACUGUGGCAGGUUUAGCAUCUUCCUAUCCACAACAAAGAGCCUGUUGUCAGAGAAAAUGAGUUCAAAUCAGAUUGCACGCUUAUGAUCGCUCUGAUUUGAUCUUGCCACUUCUGAGGUCAGACUGAGCUGCAGGAUGCAUGCCGGGCGGAGUGCGAUCAGCUGCUUGCUGUUAUGCAAGAGAGACCCAGCAGUGGGGACACAUGCAGGCUCUUGACAGACACCGAUAUGAAGUUAGAGAUUGUGUUUGGGAGUAAGUAAGAAGUUUACUUUCCCCAGAGUUUUCUUUCUGUUAAGCCAGCACUUUGUGUCAGGCUAACCUGUGUAUGAGGUUAGGCUCUGUGUGCCCAAACUCUCCCCUCUGUCACAAUAAAAAAUAAAUAUUCUCUCCGUGUUUCACCUGG